This is a messenger RNA of Punica granatum (pomegranate), 3670 nucleotides long. The record is from RefSeq and is a predicted model, not a curated record. Lineage: Eukaryota; Viridiplantae; Streptophyta; Magnoliopsida; Myrtales; Lythraceae.
AAAGACCUAAAGCCGUGUCGUCAAUGCCAUCCCAGCCACUGAACCUUCUUCUGCCGCAUGAUCUGUUUUUAUCCUCCGCCCGCCGUUCUCCCUCUCUCUCUCUCUCUCUCUCUCUCUCUCUCUAUCCCUGCCGACCCGUCAAAGACCCUAGCUUCCCGCCCAAAUCACCCCCUCCGAUCGAAACCCUAGCCCCUUCCACCGCCGGGGUCCCGUCCCUGUCCUCUUCUUCCUUAUAGAAACCUCACUUUCUCUGCUUUUCAAGGCCCAAGGUUACUUUUUCUUCGCUCACCGCACGUGAUCAUUGAUUGGGGCCUUUCCUUUCGUUUGUCCGCUUCCUCCCUCUCUCUCUGCUGUGUUGUGAUAAGACCUUUUACCUUUUGUGUCUCCCUUGGAUUCGACGAAUUCGAGAGGGGUGAUUCCGAGAAGGACCAGAGACGGCAGGUUUAAGUUUUGCUAUUGGGUUUUUUAGGACAAUGGAAGGAAGGUCUGUUAGUAGCAAAAUGGAAGCUAAUGGGACAGAUGAACUUAAGGUGCCCCUGCUACAGCCCUCAAAUGGUGGCACCACCUCUGCUUUUCCUACAGUUCUGGAUAGAGACGUUAGGGUUCGCGCGGUGACGUUCAGGGUUGGUGGCAUUUCGUGUGCGUCUUGUGCUGUUUCCAUAGAAACAGCGGUGGGACAGCUUAAUGGGGUUGAGAGCGUGGCCGUGUCGCCUCUUCAAGGGCAUGCUGCUGUGAGAUACAUACCAGAGUUGAUCAGUCCACAGAAGAUCAAGGAGGCCAUUGAAGAUGCAGGAUUCACCGUUUCUGAAUUUCCAGAACAGGAUAUUGCGGUGUGCCGGUUUAGAGUUAAAGGAAUGGCAUGCACUAGCUGCUCUGAAUCUGUUGAACGUGCCCUUUCAACGGUCGACGGAGUCAAGAAAGCAGUGGUCGGUCUAGCUCUUGAAGAAGCAAAGGUCCACUAUGAUCCAAAUCUAACAGACACCGCCCAUAUUCUCGAAGCUGUGGAAGAUGCUGGAUUUGGAGCUGAGCUCAUCACAGCAAGUAAUGAUGCGAACAAAGUGCAUCUGAAGCUUGAAGGAGUCACAAAUCCAGAAGAUGUGAACAUUAUCCAGUCCAUCCUUGAGUCAGCAGCUGGUGUGAAUCAUGUUGAGAUGGAUUUGACUGAAAAGAAGGUGACUAUCACCUAUGACCCAGAUCUCACUGGUCCGAGGUCUCUAAUAAAACGCAUUCAAGAAUCUGGCCGUGGCUCAGAUUCUUAUGGUGCGAGCUUGUAUGUCCCUCCAAGGCGUAGAGAAUCUGAACAGCAAGAGGAAGUACGGAGCUACAGAAAUCAGUUUUUCUUAAGCUGCUUCUUUUCGGUUCCAGUGUUUUUGUUUUCCAUGCUCCUUCCAAUGCUUCAUCCUUAUGGGAAUUGGUUGGAUUACAAGAUCUACAAUCAGUUCACUAUCGGGAUGCUCCUGGGGUGGAUACUUUGCACACCGGUGCAGUUCUUUAUUGGGUGGAGGUUCUAUAGCGGAGCUUACCAUGCAUUGAGACGAAAGUCAGCAAACAUGGAUGUUCUAGUGGCACUGGGCACAAAUGCGGCUUAUUUUUACUCUGUAUACGUUAUGAUAAAGGGUUUGAGUUCUGAUAAAUUUGAUGGGCGCGAUUCUUUUGAGACAAGUGCCAUGCUCAUAUCCUUUAUACUAUUGGGUAAAUAUUUGGAGGUAGUGGCCAAAGGACGGACAUCAGAUGCAUUAGCAAAGCUUACAGAUCUUGCACCUGAUACUGCUUGUUUGGUCACAUUAGACAGUGACGGGAAUGUUAUUGCAGAGGAGGAAAUAAGCACUGGCCUGAUACAAAGGAAUGACAUCUUCAAAAUUGUUCCUGGCUCAAAGGUUCCUGUUGAUGGAACCGUUAUAAAUGGUCAAAGUCAUGUUAACGAGAGUAUGAUCACAGGAGAAGCAAGGCCAAUUGCUAAAAGACCAGGUGAUAAGGUUAUUGGCGGAACCAUGAAUGAGAAUGGUUGCCUGUUCGUGAAGGCCACUCAUGUUGGGUCUGAGACAGCGCUUUCCCAAAUCGUUCAGCUUGUGGAGGCCGCUCAGUUGGCCCGGGCACCAGUCCAGAAGCUAGCUGACCAAAUUUCAAAGUUUUUUGUUCCAAUAGUUGUUCUUGCUGCACUUAUUACGUGGCUGGCAUGGCUUGUUCCUGGAGAAGUUGGUCUUUAUCCGAAAAAAUGGAUACCAAAAGCAAUGGAUGUAUUUGAGUUUGCUCUGCAGUUUGGUAUUGCGGUUUUGGUGAUAGCCUGUCCUUGUGCUCUUGGACUGGCAACACCAACAGCAGUAAUGGUUGCCACGGGCAAAGGUGCUUCACUAGGUGUGCUCAUCAAGGGUGGAGAUGCACUGGAAAAAUCACACAAGGUGAAAACAGUUGUCUUUGACAAGACUGGGACAUUGACUAGGGGAAAACCAUCAGUAGUUAGUGCUGUUCUCUUUUCGUCUUACUCAAUGAAGGAGUUCUGCGACAUGGCUGCUGCUGCAGAGGCUAAUAGCGAACACCCAAUAGCAAAAGCUGUCGUAGAGUACACAAAGAGGCUGCGCCAGAAAUUUGGAUCCAACGCCGCCGAGCAUUUGCCUAAGGCAAAGGACUUUGAGGUGCACACGGGAGCUGGCGUGAGCGGAACAGUAGGGGGCAAAAGAGUUCUUGUUGGGAACAGGAAACUCAUGAGGACUUUUGACGUGGCUUUCGGCCAUGAGGUUGAGGACUAUGUCUCGGAGAAUGAGCAACAGGCUCGCACUUGUGUGCUUGUGGCCAUCGGGGGGAAGAUUGCCGGAGCCUUUGCUGUGACAGACCCAGUGAAGCCCGAGGCAGCACGUGUCGUGUCAUUUCUGCAUUCUAUGGGCAUCUCGAGUAUUAUGGUGACGGGAGACAAUUGGGCCACUGCAGAGGCUAUAUCAAAGGAGGUUGGGAUCCAGUCGGUUUUUGCCGAGACAGAUCCUUUGGGAAAAGCCGAUAAGAUCAAAGAUUUGCAGGCGAAAGGGACGACAGUGGCGAUGGUCGGAGAUGGGAUCAAUGACUCACCAGCGUUGGUGGCGGCCGACGUGGGGAUGGCGAUCGGAGCAGGGACUGAUGUGGCCAUAGAAGCGGCUGAUAUCGUCCUCAUCAAAAGCAACCUCGAGGACGUGAUCACAGCCAUCCACCUGUCCCGGAAGACCAUGUCACGGAUCCGGCUCAACUAUGUAUGGGCCCUAGGGUACAACGUCCUCGGAAUGCCGAUCGCAGCUGGUGUCCUCUUCCCAUUCACGGGGAUCAGGCUGCCCCCGUGGCUCGCUGGAGCUUGCAUGGCCGCUUCCUCCGUGAGCGUGGUCUGUUCUUCCCUCCUCUUGCAGUCCUACAAGAAGCCCCUGAACCCCCACGAUCCUCGAGUUGCUGAUAAGUGAUAACUAGCCCAAGUAAUGUAAGUCGAAUCGUUAUUGAUUGUCAGGAGCUCCUCGAGCCUCGUCAAUGUGUUCAUAUCAUUUAGUUUUCGAUUUUCAUUGGCUUGAUGGAAAAUAUGUACAUUUCAAGAAUGCGAUGUCUUGCUUUAGUUUAGUUUAUAAGAACAGGAUCAACUCGAAACUCGAGCAUCCUCGCUCUCUCCUUUGAAUGUGAUUGAUAAUUCUAAGAACAUCAGGUCGAUAUUUUCAUCUAA